AUGACUAGAGGCAAUAGAGCUGAGUGGGAUUGCACCAUGCUGUUUUAUGCCAUUCUUUUUUCCGAUUGCAUCCAUAGUCUCAAUCCAGUCGUCUGGUCAAAUGUGGAUAAACUCAGGCUGUUUCGGAACGAAGAGUUCGCUCAUAUCGCACGAGGUCACCUCUCAGAUGUAGAGUUUCAAAAUGCCAUUAGCAAAGUGGAAAAUGCAUUUUUAGCUCUCGGUCUUUCCACUGUGAAAAUUCAAGACGUAAAAACCCAAACAUGUUUUCCCACAGAGCAGUUGAUACAUGUUUUGAAGAAGGUGGACGACCUCAAGCAGAAGGGUCAGGAGAAAGAGAAAGAAGUUCAGGAGAAAGACAAAAAUCUUCAAGAAAAGGAAGGAGCAAUUCAGGAAAAAAACAAGAGAGUACAUGAGACAGCAAAGGAACUUCGGGAAAAAGAGGAAGAAAGAAAAACUCUUGAAGAACAGUUAAACAGCAAUGUUUCUUCAUUUUGCAUUCUUCCUCCUAAGCCUUCUCAUGAUGUCACAAAUCGGGAUGCUGACGUGUGUGAGAUUAUACAAAAGCUAAAAGAGCUAAAAAAGUCUGCAGGAUUAAGCUACUUGUUCAUAUCUGGAAAUCCUGGAAGUGGUAAAUCGCAGAUGGCCUCACUCGUAGCCAAGCGUUGCUUUGACGCGGUCAAAGAAAGCACAUCUACUGCAUCGUUCGUAAUGACACUGAAUGCUGAAAACUCUAAAACACUUUUGGAAUCGUACGCCACUUUCGCUCGACAUCUGAAGUGUCCAGAAUAUGCUGUCACUAACACAUUUACCUCCACAGAUUUGAGUACAGAUGAGAAGAUCAGAAGUCUAAAAACAUUGAUCAGCACAAAAAUCGAGCUGUACUCAUCGUGGCUAAUUAUAGUUGAUAACGUCACCAGCAUGUCUCAUGUGGAUGGUAAUUUACCUGAUUCGGGAAAUGGGCAGUGGGCAAAGGGCCAGUUGUUAAUAACAACACAGGACACCGCGUCUAUCCCGCCGUCAGGUUUAUUUAUUCAACAUAUUCCAGUCAGCAAAGGUAUGGAGCCUCAUGAAGCCGGCUGCCUAUUGGAAAUGCUUUCUGGUUUUAAUGACCCUAAGAUGGAAAAAGAAGUUGCUCGGGUAUUAGACUACCAACCACUUGCCCUGGCAAGCGCUGCCACCUAUGUGAGAGAAGUAAGAAACAACAAAUUAACUCCCAAUUUUAGUUAG
Pocillopora meandrina is the source of this 1227-nucleotide messenger RNA. The record is from the annotation of a GenBank genome assembly. Lineage: Eukaryota; Metazoa; Cnidaria; Anthozoa; Scleractinia; Pocilloporidae.